Molecule: messenger RNA, 3531 nt
Organism: Callorhinus ursinus (northern fur seal)
Lineage: Eukaryota; Metazoa; Chordata; Mammalia; Carnivora; Otariidae
Gene: TOPBP1
Product: DNA topoisomerase II binding protein 1
Biological process (GO): mitotic DNA replication checkpoint signaling; mitotic G2 DNA damage checkpoint signaling; DNA replication initiation
Source: RefSeq, a predicted model, not a curated record
UUUCCGGGUUCGGCGUUUGCUUCGGGUCGGGGGCGCCGCCGGCUGCGGCGGAGGUGCGCCGGGCUGGCGCCCGACCCCAGCCACGGUCCUGCAGGCCGCGCGCCCCUCCACUCGCCUCCCAAAGACCCCCCCCAGGCUCCACCGAGUUCAAAAAUGUCCAGAAAUGAUAAGGAACCGUUUCUUGUGAAGUUUUUAAAGUCUUCAGACAAUUCCGAAUGUUUUUUUAAAGCUCUUGAGUCAAUAAAAGAGUUCCAAUCAGAAGAAUAUCUUCAGAUUAUUACAGAAGAAGAAGCAUUGAAGAUAAAGGAAAAUGAUAGGUCACUUUAUAUCUGUGACCCUUUUAGUGGCGUUGUCUUUGAUCACCUCAAAAAGCUUGGCUGCAGAAUUGUUGGCCCUCAAGUAGUCAUAUUUUGUUUGCACCACCAGCGAUGCGUCCCAAGAGCUGAACAUCCAGUUUAUAAUAUGGUUAUGUCUGAUGUAACUGUAUCUUGUACAAGCCUGGAAAAAGAUAAAAGGGAAGAAGUUCAUAAAUAUGUACAAAUGAUGGGUGGACGUGUAUAUAGAGACCUUAAUAUAUCAGUAACUCACCUUAUUGCAGGAGAAGUUGGCAGCAAAAAAUAUUUAGUUGCUGCAAACCUAAAGAAACCUAUUUUGCUUCCUUCUUGGAUUAAAACACUCUGGGAAAAGUCACAAGAGAAAAAAAUAGCUAGGUAUACUGAUGUAAACAUGGAAGACUUCAAGUGUCCUAUUUUUCUUGGUUGCAUAAUCUGUGUGACUGGCUUGUGUAGCUUAGACAGGAAGGCAGUUCAGCAACUCACAGUUAAGCAUGGAGGUCAAUACAUGGGACAGCUGAAAAUGAAUGAAUGUACACACCUCAUUGUGCAAGAACCAAAAGGUCAGAAAUACGAAUGUGCCAAGAGAUGGAAUGUACACUGUGUGACCACACAGUGGUUUUUUGACAGUGUUGACAAAGGUUUUUGUCAGGACGAAUCCAUAUACAAGACAGAACCUAGACCAGAAACAAAGACUGUGCCUGAUACUUCAACUCCUACUGGCCGGAUCAACACAGUUGAUAGUCGUACUCUUUCAGAUGUCAGCCAUAUUUCCAACAUCAGUGCAAGUUGCAUAAAUGAAUCGAUGUGUAAUUCAGUUCUUAAUAGUAAAGUGGAGCCUACACUUGAAAAUCUAGAAAAUCUGGAUGUCAGUGCAUUUCAAGCACCUGAAGAUUUAUUAGAUGGUUGUCGGAUCUAUCUUUGCGGUUUUAGUGGCAGAAAGCUAGAUAAACUGAGAAGGCUUAUUAACAGUGGAGGUGGAGUUCGUUUUAAUCAGCUCAAUGAAGAUGUAACUCAUGUUAUUGUGGGAGAUUAUGAUGAUGAAUUGAAGCAGUUUUGGGAUAAAUCGGCCCACAGGCCUCAUGCAGUGGGAGCAAAGUGGUUGCUAGAGUGUUUUAGUAAAGGUUAUAUGCUUCCUGAAGAGCCAUAUAUCCAUGCUAACUACCAGCCAGUGGAAAUUCCAGUUUCAGAUCAACCUGAAAGUAAAACAGCUCUUUUAAAAAAGAACAACAGCUUCUCUAAGAAAGACUUGGCUUCUGAUGAAAAGCAUGAACAAGCUGACGAAGAUCUGCUCUCUCAGUAUGUAAAUAAUAACCCAACAGUAGUUGAAGCUGUGAAGUCUGAACUUGAGCCCUUUAAUGACUCUACUCAUAUUUCUCUGCAAGAAGAAAACCAGUCUUCUGUCACUCGUUGCCUCCCUGAUGCUUCUACAAUUACUGAAGAAGGUUUAUUUAGCCAAAAGAGUUUCCUUGUUUUGGGGUUUAGUAAUGAAAAUGAAUCUAAUAUUGCAAAUAUCAUAAGAGAAAAUGCUGGAAAAAUCGUGUCCCUUCAGAGCAGAAUUGUUGCUGAUUAUGCUGUGGUUCCUCUGCUGGGGUGUGAAGUAGAAGCAACUGUGGGAGAAGUUGUCACAAAUACGUGGCUGGUAACUUGUAUAGACUAUCAGACUUUAAUUGAUCCAAAGUCAAAUCCUCUCUUCAUACCAGUCCCAGUAAUGGCAGGAAUGACUCCUUUAGAGGGUUGUGUUAUUUCGUUCAGCCAGUGUGCAGGAGCAGAAAAAGAUUCGUUGACGUUCUUAGCAAAUCGCCUUGGAGCAAGCGUUCAAGAAUUCUUUGUUCGCAAAUCCAAUGCAAAGAAAGGCAUGUUUGCCAGUACACAUCUUGUAUUGAAAGAACCAGGUGGAUCUAAAUAUGAAGCUGCCAAGAAGUGGAAUUUACCAGCAGUCACCACAUCUUGGUUGUUGGAGACUGCUAGAAUGGGAAAGAGAGCCAAUGAAAGCCAUUUUCUGAUUGAAAAGUCAACUAAAGAAGAACAAAGUUUGGAAACUGAAAUAACAAACAGGGUGAAUCUAAAUCCAGAUACUCUGGAGCAUCCUGUUGCACAACUGGAAACUCACAGGAAAACAGCUGUUACACCUUUAGAUAUGAACCGCUUUCAGAGUAAAGCUUUCCGUGCUGUGAUCUCACAACACACCAGACAGGUUUCAGUCUCCCCACCAGUGGGACAGCGACUUCAGAAGGAGCCCUCCUUACAUCUGGAUACACCAUCAAAAUUUCUGUCCAAGGACAAACUCUUCAAACCUUCCUUUGAUGUGAAGGAUGCACUUGCAGCCUUGGAAACUCCAGGAGGUCCUAGCCAGCAGAAAAGGAAACUGAGUACGCCACUUUCAGAAGUCAUUGUCAGAAACUUGAAACUUGCUUUGGCAAAUAGCUCUCGAAAUGCUGUUGCUCUGUCUGCCAGCCCUCCGCUGAAGGAUGCCCAAUCGGAGAAGGAAGAAGCCCCCAAGCCACUUCACAAGGUAGUGGUAUGUGUGAGUAAGAAACUCAGUAAGAAGCAGGGUGAACUGAAUGGGAUUGCAGCGUCUCUGGGAGCAGAUUACAGAUGGAGUUUUGAUGAAACGGUGACUCAUUUCAUUUAUCAAGGCCGACCAAAUGACACUAACCGAGAGUAUAAAUCUGUAAAAGAAAGAGGAGUACACAUUGUUUCAGAACACUGGCUUUUAGAAUGUGCGCAAGAGUAUAAACAUCUUCCUGAAUCUCUUUAUCCACAUACUUACAAUCCCAAAAUGAGCUUGGAUAUCAGUACAGUGCAAGAUGGCAGACUCUCUAAUAGUCGACUACUCUCAGCAGAUUCAACAACAAAGGAUGAUGAGCCAAAUCAUUUGCCUAUAGAAGAAAACGAUAUAGACAGUAUAACCACCGGUAAUAAAGAAUCAGCAACAUCAAAUGGAGAUGGAAGGAAUGACUCUAAAGGAGCUCUGACACAGACCUUGGAGAUGAGAGAAAACUUUCAAAAGCAGCUGCAGGAGAUAAUGUCUGCAACAUCAAUAGUGAAACCCCAAGGACAGAGGGCUUCCCUUUCAAGAAGUGGUUGUAACAGUGCUUCUUCAACCCCUGAUAGCACUCGCUCUGCCCGCAGUGGGCGAAGUAGAGUCCUGGAGGCACUGAGGUAUGUACCCGUCACUGAUGGCAAAAAGGAGUGA